AUGCCGGCCAAGAGGAGCCGUCGAGGGUCGUCCGGAGGCCAGAGGCAGGCCCGCUCCCGCACCGCCCGAGCCGAGCUGUCGUUCUCCGUGAGCCACGUGGAGCGCCUCCUGCGCGAGGGCCGCUACGCCCGGCGCCUGGGCUCGUCCGCGCCGGUCUUCCUAGCGGCCGUCAUCCAGUACCUGACGGCCACCGUCCUGGAGCUGGCGGGCAACGAGGCCCGGAACUGCGGCAGGACGCGCAUCACCCCGGAGCUCGUGGACAUGGCGGUCCACAACAACGCGCUGCUCAGCCGCUUCUUCGAGUCCACCACCAUCUCCCAGGUGGCCCCGCCCCACGACUAG
Messenger RNA from Neogale vison (American mink), 342 nucleotides. RefSeq names its product histone H2A-Bbd type 2/3-like. Gene Ontology annotation, molecular function: DNA binding; protein heterodimerization activity; structural constituent of chromatin. Bases 1 to 342 code for a protein of 113 amino acids. NCBI's taxonomy places the organism in Eukaryota, Metazoa, Chordata, Mammalia, Carnivora, Mustelidae. The transcript has a single exon. Gene Ontology annotation, cellular component: nucleosome. The record is from RefSeq and is a predicted model, not a curated record.